GCCAAAUUAUUAGCCCAAACGGCCAUUAACCCAUUUCAGACUAGCCCAAGUGAUCAAGCCCAUUAUCCAUUAAAAACAGAUCAGUCCACCUUUCACCCGUCCAGCCCACAUCUAUUACCCGAUCGACCCAUUUAUUUUUCUUAAUCAGUUGAAACUUCAUCUACCCUAAUCAACACACAAACACAAACACACGACGACACUUCAUCUUCUCCCUUCAAUUUUCAGAUGCCUGCUCCGCCCCUUUCGCCCCCACAGACUCUGCCAUCCCAUUCUCGUGCAACACUUCCCUUUCCUCUGCAUCUCUUCUUCACCCCUCUGCUCAGCCUUUCUCUCUACCUUUCCUCUCCCCUCCUUUUCCAGCAAAGAACCAAAGCAUCUUUAACCAUAAACAGACCUCGCAUGGCUAAAUCGGGAGGGAUCAUUAAUGGGUUGUCACGGGUUCAAUAUUGAAGAAAGGUUUUCAUCCUUUUUCUUGUCUUUUUGUGUUUUGUUUCAAUCCAAACUUUAAUGAAUUUCUUGUCUGUUGUAAGUCUGAAUCUCGCCUUAUCAGCUUUUGUUUUUGAUUCUUCAAGUACAAGUUUUAUUGGAGCUUUGUCUCCUUCUUCUGUUGUUUCUGAUCAGAAUAAGCCCCCCUAACGUUCUGAUUUUUGAAACAAUUUGAUUUCAAAUCCCGCCCAAUUUCGAACCUAGAAAACCCUAACCUUUUCCUGUAAAUGGCCUCUAAGUUCUCAGCCGAAAAAAGGGGGAUUGGAUACGCGAGCAUUUUCUGUCACAGAGUCUCGAGUCUUUUUUUUAUCUGGUCUUGAACUUUAAAAAUCAGAAAAACACUUUUUGUUGAACUAUGAGAAUUGUGACGAAAGAUUAAACUCUUGACGAUUCGUUUAACUUUCGUCGCUGUUCGGCGAAAGAAUUCCAACUACGACAGAGAUACUUUAAUUUUGACUCGAAUCUCGAAUCUGUCAAUACGAGAGAGUAGAUUCGACACUCCCGCACCCGUUCACUGCACCAUUAAAAGGAACAUGAAUAAUCUAGAGCGUGAUUGGAUGUACGAUAGGUUGGAUGGCCGAGGGGGUAUAAACUCUAGCUUUGUAACCGGUGUAGAUAAUUUUAUCCAUUUUGCACUUUCUCAACGAAAUUACAUGAGCGGUAACAAGGUUAGAUGUCCAUGUAAAAAAUGUCACAACAUUAAAUACAUGGAUGUUGAAAUCGUUAAAUAUCACCUUUUUAAUUUUGGAUUUGUUGAGGACUAUUUUGUUUGGGAGUAUCAAGGGGAAAAAGAUGUGAUCGGUGAGAUAGCUUCUGGUAAUGAUUUGGACGGUGGUUCUCAACCUGAAUCGGGAUUCGAUAAUCCAUACCGACAAAUGGUCUUGGAUGCAGCUGGUCUUGGAUACUACAACCGUACCUUUAUAUAAUAACAUCUCACGUGAAGCCCAAACAAUGGUCCUAGUUGAUCAUCCCAAUGUUCUUAAAUCACACUGCUCCUUUGUUAGUGAUCACAAUCUAUGGGUUAUCAUGCCUUGUAUGGCUGGAGGUUCCUGUCUCCACAUUCUGAAGGCUGCUCAUCCAGAUGGCUUUGAAGAGACUGUUAUUGCAACAGUAUUACGAGAAGCUUUAAAGGGUUUGGAAUAUCUUCAUCAUCAUGGAUUCAUCCAUCGUGCAUUGCUAUCUAAGAUGAUCCAUGUCAAUAUGUGGGGAAUUCUGAUUCUUUCCAUUCUUCACCGUGCUAUUUGACCACCAGUUGGCUUCUGAAAUUGCAAAAGAUAACUGGUGGGGUAUUUCUCUGAACAGUUGAUUUGCUUUGGUUUCUUCAGAGUUGCGACAUUUAUUUUGAGACAAGUAAAACAUUAUCAGCAUCAAAAGCCAAUCUGUGAACUUUAAAUCAGCCUGCUUGAAUGAUUGAAAGAGUAAAUUUUCAAUAGCAUUCCUAAUUUAUUAUUGGAAAUGUUUCUUUGAAUUAAGCUAUUAAAAUUUGUACCUGGCUUGAUCUGUGUGUGGUUCUGUACCAACUAUAAGUAUUAGUAUGUUACUGAUCUAUGAUGCUACAAGCUCUCGUAAUUCUUGAUGAGUGUAGCUUUUACUUCCCUGUAAUUCUGAAAUUAUUUGCCUCUCUUUUAUAUACACGCACUAUAUUUCUUAUUAGCUAUUCAUUUGAAUGAACAAUCAAAAGCCAAGUUAAUUGGUCCUUGCAAGUUCCGGGCUUGCAGCAGACAAGUUCGAUACUAAUAUUAGAACUGUUUAAGUACAGCAGUUGUGUUUGCCAUUAUCUCUGCCUAAAAGGGAUGGAGGCUGUAUAUUUUUAGUAGUAAUGUCAAGGGGGAAAAGUUCACCAUUUAUUAUGAUGUUGUUCGUAAGCUGAUGGUUUAGAAACGGAGGAAAUCUAUUUGGAUGAGCGCACACAUAUUGACUUUGCUAUUAUUUUCCCAUGAAUGACAUAUGCGUGUUGAAGUUCUUUCUAAAUGAGAUUGGCAUGAUUUCUUGUUUGCAGCACCCGAAUCUUGUUAAUCUGCAUGGCUGCUGCAUUGAAGGGACUGAAUUACUGCUCGUAUAUGAAUACUUGGAAAAUAAUAGCCUUGCUCGCGCAUUAUUUAAUUCAGAGAAAAGUCAAUUGAUACUUGAUUGGCCGACAAGGGUCAAGAUUUGUGUUGGGAUUGCUAAAGGUCUGGCUUACCUUCAUGAGGAAUCAAGCCUUAGAAUUGUACACAGAGACAUUAAAGCUACUAAUGUACUGCUAGAUAGAGAUCUAAAUCCCAAAAUUUCGGACUUCGGGCUAGCUAGACUUACUGGAGAUGAUAAUACCCAUAUUAGCACUCGAGUUGCUGGAACAAUAGGAUACAUGACACCCGAGUAUGUGCUAUGGGGUUAUUUGACCUACAAAGCAGAUGUCUACAGCUUCGGAAUUGAGAAGGCACGCAGAGUGAUUUCUUCACCAUCACAUCAUCCAAAUACCCCUAUCAACAAACCAUCAGUUGUGACACCCAUAGUGCCUCCUCCUACUACUGCUAACGUUGACGAUGUUGAUCCUUUAGUUUCUGAUGAUGAUCGUAGUCCUUCACCCAUGCAUUAGUUUUUUAUGUUAUCUGCUUUUUGUUGGAAAGAACAAACUUAUGCACUAACAAUACUUGAUGGAUGUGUGGGUUCUUUUGGUAGUUGAUAGCUUGGUGUUGUCGGUGUUUUGGACUUAACGAUUGGGAUUUCGCUAUCUAUUUUGAACUUUUUUUAUAAAUAUUAUUUUAUGUGAA
Lycium barbarum (goji berry) is the source of this 3239-nucleotide messenger RNA. RefSeq names its product probable LRR receptor-like serine/threonine-protein kinase At1g53430. Lineage: Eukaryota; Viridiplantae; Streptophyta; Magnoliopsida; Solanales; Solanaceae. Gene Ontology annotation, molecular function: protein kinase activity; ATP binding. Bases 2423 to 3064 code for a protein of 213 amino acids. The transcript has 5 exons. The record is from RefSeq and is a predicted model, not a curated record. Gene Ontology annotation, biological process: protein phosphorylation.